CGACCUUCAAAUUUUAGAUCUUUCGAAUUAGUGACCUCCAAAUUCAGAGAUCACAGCCUUAAACUUGCGACUUCAACUCCCAGAGGUAAUAAAGUGAUAGUCUGGAUAUCCUCUGGGAUUAAUCCUUUUAGUAGUAAGGUAUCAGGUGUAUCAGUACCAUUUAUGAAAAAACUUUGUACUAGUAUUGCAGAUUCUGAUAACUGGUUGCCAAUGAGUGUUGUCUUCAAUUGUCUAGAUGCAUCUGUUGCAUAUUGG
Molecule: messenger RNA, 255 nt
Organism: Racocetra persica
Lineage: Eukaryota; Fungi; Glomeromycota; Glomeromycetes; Diversisporales; Gigasporaceae
Source: the annotation of a GenBank genome assembly